AUGAUCUUCGCCCUCUCCGAAUUUUCCCCAGUCGCCAGUCUUGCAUCGUCUACCGGUUAUAUCACUUCAUUCCCCUCGAAUUUCCCGAAGAUGAAUUGCGGCGACGUUGAUUCGCCGCCUUACAUCACAUCCUAUCAAAAUGGUCCAUACAGCUCCUCUAUAGCUUCCUCAGCCUCAUCCUCCUCCGCGUCAGUCUGGUCCGAUGCCUCGUCACAAACAUCGGAUGACUCUUCGACUACCGCAUCGUCCGAAUCAGAAACAGCAGAAUAUUGUGCACCUUCCUUUGUAAACACCAGCAACAUCUGCGAAAACAAUACAGAAAACAAUAAAACAAUAUGGCCGAAGAAGAUAUCUUCCGAAGUUGCUUCAGAACAAAGGCAGCAUCCAAGAAGGACCAGUGUGGGAGCAUCCCAAACCAGAUGCCCUCCCUCCCUAGUUCGCCAAUGCGAUCGGAAGGUCAACUUCGUCGACAGCCUCGUCGAUUCUUCAGCUCAGAUAGUAGAAGCCAUAUGGCCCCUUUCUUCAGUCGUUUGCAGAAACGAGAUGGGUAAUAAAGGCGUUCUUCCCUUGCGCACAUUCAUUCAAGAGACUCUCCGUCGAUCAAGGACAAGUUACUCGACCCUACAGGUCGCUUUGUACUACCUGAUCCUGAUCAAGCCGCAUGUGCCCAAACAUGACUUCACCAUGGAACAACCAGAUGAUGUACACUCUAUCCGAGCGCUUCAAUGCGGACGUCGCAUGUUCCUUUCAGCACUCAUUCUUGCGUCGAAAUAUCUUCAAGAUCGGAAUUACUCUGCUCGUGCGUGGAGUAAGAUUUCGGGACUGAAUACUUUGGAGAUAAAUCAAAAUGAGAUGGCUUUCCUUCUCGCUGUCAACUGGGAGUUACAUAUUACUGAUGCAGUCUUCCAACGCUGGACGGAUAUCGUUCUCAAAUACACUCCAACCCAGCCACCGUCGCCCGGCUCACCUAGUCUCGCAGAACAGUCGGCUGGUUGGAAAGCAAUUAUUUUAAAGUUAAACCCCGAGUUGGAUAAUAUCGAUGGUGUAUCCUCAUCGAAGUCUGCCAAGGCAGACAUCAAGUCUAUCAGCGCAGCCUGCCCGCGAUCAUUCGCACCAUUGGUUGCCGACCGAAGCACAUUUGGAUAUGGCUCCAACGAGUCAACUCCAACUCCACAAUACUAUACACCCAGUGUCUUGGAGCCUUCGCUAUCAACCGCAUAUCCUAGUAAACCUGCGUCAGCUAUUGGUCUAUUACCUACACCUAGACUGACCCCCCAGAGUUCUGGAUUCAACACUCCUGCAGUGAGUGCUGCUUCUUGCAUGCUCGGCAAAUCCUCAAUGGGUUUUGCAAUGGCCCAUGCCUCAAACGCGUGCGCCGCGCAAAUGACCGACAGAUGGCAAACUUCAUCACCUCAAUCUUAUGUCUCUGGUCGCCGAUCUUCAUUGGCCAGUUCGAUUUCCUCGAUGUCUUCUCCAGAAUCUAUGGUCUCAGACUCGUCGCGAUCAUCCCGUUCAUCCUCAAUUUCAUCUGCCUCGUCUCUGAUGAGCGCGCCGAUUUCGUCCAAGCUGGACGUCCAGGCGCGCUGUCGGUACGCGAAGAUGUGCUCUGAGCGACAGAAUAGGACGGUGAUUGCUACAGUUCCUGAGGGAUAUUGUGAAGGCCCAACAUCGUCCCCAGAAUCUUACACUGGACCAGUCGGAAAGGACUUCCUUGAUUUGUCGCUGGAUACUCCAUUGGCAAGACGAGAAGUUGAUAUGGAGUACUUUUCCAAAGAUGAAGAAGCUGCUCGUGCUCUGCAAGAACUCCAUAACCAUCCCAGAUCUGUGGAAUCUCCAAGCAGGAAGCGCAGUAGACCGCAAUCAAUCGACAAUUCGCUUCAAGAAAAUGUUCGCGAGAUAUUGAACCCCUACCAAUCAGCCGAGAGCAAUUGGUCAGAGAAUCUUAUCCGGUCACGUGCCGUCCUCACCAGCCCAUCUCAGUUUGCACUUCGUCCCACGUCCAAUGGAUCCAUUGACGAAAGCGGGUAUGCUGUGCUACGGAGGCAACUCGGAGUUUACCUCGAAUGA
Molecule: messenger RNA, 2067 nt
Organism: Lachnellula hyalina
Lineage: Eukaryota; Fungi; Ascomycota; Leotiomycetes; Helotiales; Lachnaceae
Gene: pas1
Product: G1/S-specific cyclin
Exons: 3
Coding region: 1-2067 (688 amino acids)
Biological process (GO): regulation of cyclin-dependent protein serine/threonine kinase activity
Cellular component (GO): cyclin-dependent protein kinase holoenzyme complex; nucleus
Molecular function (GO): cyclin-dependent protein serine/threonine kinase regulator activity; protein kinase binding
Source: RefSeq, a predicted model, not a curated record